Molecule: messenger RNA, 3528 nt
Organism: Pelecanus crispus (Dalmatian pelican)
Lineage: Eukaryota; Metazoa; Chordata; Aves; Pelecaniformes; Pelecanidae
Source: RefSeq, a predicted model, not a curated record
GUGAGAUCCUUGUCCUCUGACAGGAUGGAGUCUCCAGUCUCUACGCCUGCGGUGUUGCCCUUGCACCUCCUUGUCCCUGUUGUCAGCAACGACAUCUCGUCGCCUUGUGAGCAGAUCAUGGUACGCACCCGUUCGGUGGGAGUGAACACUUGUGACGUGGCCCUGGCCACUGAGCCAGAGUGCCUGGGCCCCUGCGAGCCCGGGACCAGCGUGAACCUGGAGGGCAUCGUCUGGCAAGAGACAGAGGAUGGUAUGCUGGUGGUCAAUGUCACAUGGAGGAACAAGACGUACGUGGGGACACUGCUUGACUGCACGCAGCAUGACUGGGCGCCUCCCCGGUUUUGUGACUCUCCCACUAGUGACCUGGAGAUGCGCAAUGGCCGGGGCAGGGGCAAACGCAUGCGCCCCAACAGCAACACACCCAUCAACGAGACCGCUGCCGCCUCGGACAGCAAAGGGACCAGCAACAGCAGCAAGACCCGGGCAGGAGCCAACAGCAAAGGGCGCCGAGGAAGCCAGAACUCCUCAGACCACCGCACGCCGCCCGGCAGCACAGCGGAGGAUGUGAAGGCCAGUCCCUCCUCUGUCACCAAGCGGAAGAGCAAACCCCUCUCUGAUAUGGAGCUGAACUCCAGCUCGGAGGACUCCAAGGGCAGCAAACGCAUCCGCACGAACUCGAUGGGCUCAGCAGCUGUGCCACCCGCCACAGUCAAGAUGGAGCCGGCUGUCCUCGACCGAAACUGCCCUUCUCCCAUCCUCAUCGACUGUCCCCACCCAAACUGUAACAAGAAGUACAAGCACAUCAAUGGGCUGAAGUACCACCAGGCCCACGCGCACACAGACGACGACAGCAAGCUGGAGGCGGACGUGGACAGCGAGUACGGCGAGGAGCCCUCCCUGCAUGCAGACAUUGGGAGCUGCAACGGCGCUGCUGUUUCUCAGAAGGGCUCGCUCUCGCCAGCUCGCUCGGCCACCCCCAAGGUGCGCUUGAUGGAGCCCCACAGUCCCUCCCCGUCUAGCAAGUUCAGUGCCAAGGUCCCCUGCAAGAAGAAGAUGGGUGGGGAAGGAGACACUGACCCGGGUGCCCUGUCCAAUGAUGGCUCUGAGGAUGGUCCCUUGGUGGCCGAUGAAACGAGUAAUGACGGCUUUGACUCUCUGGAGAAGCGAUGUGUUGAUAAGGACAAGUCUAAGAAGGCAUCUGGUGCUAAGCCGGAGAAGAUCCCUUCCAAAAGCUUGAAGUCCGCCAGACCCAUUGCGCCAGCCAUUCCUCCGCAGCCGAUUUACACCUUUCAGACAGCCACCCUCACCACAGCCAGCCCCGGUUCGUCCACGGGCCUUGCCACCACUGUGGUCCAGACCAUGCCCAACAGCCCUCAGCUCAAACCCAUCCAGCCCAAGCCUACGGUGAUGGGAGAGCCAUUCACAGCCAACCCUGCCCUCACCACCCCUUCCAAGGAGAAGAAGAAGAAGGACAAGAAGAAGAAGGAGCCCAAGGAGGUAGAAAACCCUCUGACUCCUGGCAAAGCCUGCAGAGUGGAGGAAGGCAAGAGCCCUUUCCGGGGGGAACCCAGCGACCUGGGGACAAAAGGCGAGGGGCUCCUGAACGGCUCAUCGGACCCCCACCAGAGCCGGCUUGCCAGCAUCAAGGCCGAGGCAGAUAAAAUCUAUAGCUUCACCGACAAUGCCCCGAGCCCCUCAAUUGGUGGUGCCAGCAGGCUGGAGAACACCAGCUCAGCCCAACCCAUGACCCCUCUGCACGUCGUCACCCAGAAUGGGGCAGAGGCUAGCUCGGUCAAGACCAACAGCCCGGCCUACUCAGACAUCUCUGAUGCUGGGGAGGAUGGGGAGGGCAAGCUGGAGAGCGUGAAGGCAAAGGACCCAGAGCAGCUGGUCAAGGAAGGCGCCAAAAAAGCUCUUUUCCCCCCGCAACCGCAAAGCAAAGAGUCUCCCUAUUACCAAGGCUUUGAAACCUACUAUUCCCCCGGCUACCCCCAGGCAAGCCCGGGGCCCUUGAACCCUGGCAGCCAGGCUGUGGCUGAGACACAGGCCUUGAAGCUAAAGAAGGAUGAGGAGCAGGAGAACCCAGAGGUGAAAGUGAAGAGUGAAGGCUGUGAAGAGAAGAAGGCAGAGCUUGGCGGCUCCAGCCAGCAGCCCUCAGUCAUCCAGCAGCGUCCCAACAUGUACAUGCAGUCCCUCUACUACAACCAGUAUGCCUACGUGCCCCCCUAUGGCUACAAUGAGCAGGGCUACCACACUCACCUGCUGAGCACCAACCCUGCCUACCGCCAGCAGUAUGAGGAGCAGCAGAAGCAGCGGCAGAGUCUGGAGCAGCAGCAGCAGCGAGGGCUGGAGAAGAAAGCGGAGCUGGGCUUGAAGGAGAGGGAGGCAGCGCUCAAAGAGGAGUGGAAGCAAAAACCACCCAUGCCCCCGACGCUCACCAAGGCACCAAGCCUCACAGACCUCGUCAAGUCGGGGCUGAGCAAGGCCAAGGAGCAGGGAGGUCCUGACAUGGCCAAAUCCGUCAUCAUCCCCAAGCUGGAGGACUCAUCCAAGCUGUCCAGCAGCCAGGUCACCGAGGGGCUCAAGGUGAAAUUGAGCGAGGCCAGCCACCUCGGGAAGGAGACCACCGAGACGAAGGCUGGCUCCGAGUGUGGUCGGCAAGCAGAGGUGGACCCUGUGCUCUGGUACAGACAGGAAGCUGAGCCCCGGAUGUGGACUUACGUGUACCCAGCGAAGUACUCGGACAUCAAGACAGAGGAUGAGCGGUGGAAAGAGGAGAGGGACCGAAAGUUGAAGGAAGAAAGAAAUCGAAGCAAAGAAGCCGUGUCCAAGGAGGACGGGAAGGAGAGCACCAGCUCUGAGUGCAAACUGACCCCCACCGAGGAGGCUCGCAUGGUGGGGAAGGACCCCAGACCCAGCGUCCACGUCCCUGUGUCUUCACCCCUCACGCAGCAUCAGUCCUACAUUCCCUACAUGCAUGGCUAUUCCUACAGCCAGUCGUACGACCCCAACCACCCCAGCUACCGGGCCAUGCCCACCGUCAUGAUGCAGAAUUACCCAGGAUCAUACCUACCCUCCAGCUAUUCCUUCUCCCCGUACGGGAGCAAGGCGUCCAGCAGUGAUGACAGCGACAAGUCCCGAGCCAGCCCCAAUGUGAGUUGCAAAUCCAGCUCGGAGUCCAAGGCCCUGGACAUCCUGCAGCAGCACGCCAGCCACUACAAGAGCAAAUCCCCUACGAUAAGUGAGAAGACGUCUCAGGAGCGGGACCGCAGUGGCUGCGGGGUGGUGGGAGGCAACGGGAGCUGUAGCAGUGUUGGAGGAGCUGGUGGGGGAGAAAGGAGUGCCGACCGGCCCCGCACCUCGCCAUCUCAGCGCCUACUCUCAACGCAUCAUCACCACCACCACCUCGGGUAUUCGCUGCUGCCAGCACAGUACAACCUGCCCUAUGCAACAGGUCUCUCCUCCACAGCCAUCGUUGCCAGCCAGCAAGGCUCUGCUCCCUCCCUAUAUCCACCUCCCCGGAGGUGA